Messenger RNA from Triplophysa rosa, 1641 nucleotides. RefSeq names its product family with sequence similarity 78 member Bb (gene fam78bb). Lineage: Eukaryota; Metazoa; Chordata; Actinopteri; Cypriniformes; Nemacheilidae. The coding region runs from base 856 to 1641 and encodes 261 amino acids. The transcript is spliced from 2 exons. The record is from RefSeq and is a predicted model, not a curated record.
CCAGAUUUGACAAACUGACAAGAUCAGCGGAGUGAAUCUACGUGAGCAGAUCUAUAACGCACUCCCACGCGCCUAUGAGCGUUCAUUCAGCACCACAGCAACUGAACAGCGACAGCGGCGCGCAUGCCAAUAACGGAGACGCGCACUGUUUAUUCAAACGGUCAGGAUGAAAGUGCACAGAUGAAGCUGUUAUAUUCCAAGUUCAGCGGUCUAUUCAAUUUCAUUCGGAUGCUUUGCAUGUCCAUGUGGAUUAUUUAUGCUUACGGAAGGUUUACGCUAUAACGUAACGUAACGUCAGAUGUGAUGUGAUCGAAAGCAACAUACCACAGGCGUACGAUACUUUUCGCGGUUCCUCUGCCGUAAAUCAUGCGAUACUUUGAGAGUGUUUAUUGUUCGGAAAGGACAAAAAUCAAGCAAAAAACGGAGGAUCGCGAGCAUCUCUCGUCGAGGCGAGAGGUCCGCCACACCUGACUGUUUCUGCUCUGCCUCCGGUUGUGAGAUGAAAACUCGGACCAGAAAGAAACGGAUAAAAGGGCACAGAGCUGCAAAAGGACAUGUGGAUUUAACAGAGAAGAUAUACAAUUAAUGUGGGCCCAAAACAACCCUCAACUCUGUUAGCGGGUGACAAUCACAAGCUUGGGAAUGCCAAAGAUCAAGAAAGGAUCUUGCAACCUGUGGAGAUCUAUAGCUGUUGGUUUAGAAUAGCAUGACAGUGAUUUGAUAUAUAUAAUUUUUUUCACUUAAAUGUAUUUAUUGUGAGAAAUAUCUGUAUUAAGCGCCUGAACAGGAUCAGACACCCGACUAUAAAAGCACACCCCUACUUGCUGGUUACCCCGAUUCUGACCCUCUCCAGUCAUGGGCUGCCUUCAGAGUGUCGCCUGUAAGCCGCGCAUUAAGCGUGAGAACAUUGUUGUUUACGACCUUUCAACUACAAUUGACCAUUGCCCGACCGUAAUCGAGGAAAACUCACCCAUAGUGCUCCGCUACAAAACCCCAUACUUCAAGGCCUCCGCCCGGGUAGUGAUGCCCCCGAUCCCUCGUAAUGAAACUUGGGUGGUGGGUUGGAUUCAAGCGUGCACUCAAAUGGAGUUCUACAACACUUACGGAGACCUUGGCAUGUCAAGCUGGGAGUUGCCCGAGUUAAGAGAGGGACUCGUGAAAGCCAUCAGCGACUCGGACGGCGUAAGCUACCCGUGGUAUGGAAACACUACGGAAACGGUGACCCUCUCCGGACCCACAUCCAAGCCUUCCCGCUUCACAGUUAGCAUGAAUGACAACUUCUAUCCUAGCGUAACGUGGGCCGUACCUGUGAGCGAGAGCAACGUGCCUUUGCUAACACGGAUCAAACGGGAUCAAAGCUUCACCACUUGGCUGGUGGCUCUAAACAUGGCCACACAGGAGAAGAUCCUUCUCCAGACAGUCAAGUGGAGGAUGAAGGUGGACAUCGCAGUUGACCCCACCAAGCCGCUGGGCUCCCGAGCGAGACUCACUGGACGGCUGCACCAGGACCAGCCCAAGGUGUUGACCCACAUGGAGCCCAUCCCAACUAACGCUCUGGGCAACCCCAAUGCCAAUGAUGCCCAAGUGUUGAUGUGGAGACCCAAGCGAGGCCCACCAUUGGUAGUCAUCCCAUCUAAGUAG